GUUGUCAGUGGUUCAGUCUGAAACUUGGGCAGCACACGAAAACAACGAACUCGUCGAAAUGCAAUCGACAUUUAAGUUGAAAUACAUAUGCCUGUUGUGGCUAACUUUGCUGCAAGUACAGGCACAAGAUAUUGUGCCUAAUUUUCCUGAGGAUUUUGACACAACAACAAUUCCAACCAUCGGCACCACCAGUGGACCUGCCACAGAGCUACCUGCGACAACAACCACAAGUGAGCCAGCCGUAGAACCAUCUACAGAUGCACCAUCAACAACAACAACGACAACAAUUGCGACAACCACUGAAGCAGAGGCAACAACAGAGUUGCCUUUAACCACAACACCAGCAACAACAACCACAGAAGCUGUGGCGAGCACCACUCCCAGACUGCCCUUAUAUCCGACCUAUCCACCUGGCCCGAUACCCACAAGGCCACCUGUACUACCGCCAUAUAGCACCACCACCAGCAACAGCAUAUCCUGGGAUAAUUCCGAUGAGAGUGAGGAGCAGCUCUGCUAUCUGCACGAGGAGGAUGACUACAGACGGCUGCAAUGGAGACACGGAAUUUUUGGCCCGAUGAAUCUGAAAAUCUGUUAUCGUUGCUGUCGUUAUGGAUACAGUGGUUUUGCUGGCUGCAGAAGAGUGAAGGAUGGACCCUGUAGAAAUUCGGUCUACACCACCUGGAAUAAAUACUGGCAAUUACAUGUACCUUGUCGAUAUGGAAGUAAUGCAUUUUUCAGAUAGUCUUGAUUGACAAGUUUUCGUGCAUUCUUCAAUAUGUAAAAUUUUACUAAGUAAAUAAGAAAGCGAAGGAAAUCAAUUUAAAUGGGCAUGUAGAGUAAUGUACAUAUAUUCCAGACAGAAUUAUGCAUACAGAAAUAAAUAUUCAUUGAUAAAUAUUGAUUUUAA
Molecule: messenger RNA, 907 nt
Organism: Drosophila grimshawi
Lineage: Eukaryota; Metazoa; Arthropoda; Insecta; Diptera; Drosophilidae
Product: mucin-5AC
Exons: 2
Coding region: 59-742 (227 amino acids)
Source: RefSeq, a predicted model, not a curated record